UUAAACCAAAUAAACUUUGUGCUCUCUAGGUAGUUUAAUGUUGUGUAAAAGUUGAUAUACAUUUGUAUUUCAAUAUGUAACGUUAUUGCGUCGUAUAAAGAGGAAAAUAAGUUUCUAAAUCCUAAAAAGAUUCUUAGAUUAUAAUUGUAUUCUUUGAAAUUGGAGAUUAAGGGGUUUUUACAAUGGCUUUACAACUAUAUCCGUCAGAAAUCUUUUAUUCACAAGACAGCAUUAGCUGUCGUUUCUCUGACGGAAAUCUAAUCGGCGAGACACUUGACGAAUUAUGUGAGGGCAGGCUCAAAGUAUCUGACAUAGAUCCAAUCUCGGUGACGAAAGUAAAUGGUCAGUGGAUCACAUGGAAUAACAGAAGAUUAUGGGUAUUUCGUCACCUAGAAAGAUUCGGCAAAUGCAACAGAAUUGCAGUCAAUAAUAUGGUUUCACUGCCCAAAUAUUUCCACAUGACAUCCAAAAGUGGAGGACAAGCCGUUGAAGUGAGAGGUGAACCAGGUGGCCGAUGGCAUAAUCAGCGUUCCGCUUGUUCUAUUUGCUGAAAUCCGGAUUAAGUCUUCUUACAUUUAAGCUGCCGUAGAGACACUGACUAUAUAAUAUUAUAACUACACAUGAAAAAAAAUGAGAUUUAAAUAUUUUGUUAUGAUAUGAAAAACGCAUACCAUACGUCUAUAGAAUACUUUUAUACUGAUGCGAAUUUUAGAAUCAGUGAUUGAAAAAUUCAGAAUUUCAGGGUUAAUGAAAUGAUAAAUGCAUAUGAAUGUUAUUUCAUACUAGUAAUUAUUGGCGCCGCCGGGAACGGCGGUCUUAUAUGGAAUGUUUCAAAUGACCGGAAGUACCUUGUAGGAGCGGUUUAUUGAUGUGCUACAUGUAUAAAGAAUGAUAAUGAAAAUUGUUUUAUUCAAUGUAUCUUAUACGUUCGAAAUGUUGAUAUUCUGACACAAAAGAAAAUCUUUAAUUAAAGCAUAUUUUUUUCUCAUAAAACUAAAGAUUUGA
Ruditapes philippinarum (Manila clam) is the source of this 1005-nucleotide messenger RNA. RefSeq lists its product as uncharacterized. The coding region runs from base 183 to 551 and encodes 122 amino acids. The record is from RefSeq and is a predicted model, not a curated record. NCBI's taxonomy places the organism in Eukaryota, Metazoa, Mollusca, Bivalvia, Venerida, Veneridae. The transcript has 2 exons.